GUUUGUCUCUCUCCCGUAUCCGCCUUCGCUCCCCUUCCCGUGCAUCCUGGAGCCCUUUGCUUUUGCCUCCACGCUGCCCCCCCCCCAGCCCUGCCCCCUUCUGGUCCCAGACCCCUUGCCCAGGGUGGGGGGGGGUCCCGAUUUGCCCUCCAGGGGCCCCCUCCAGCUCAGAGCGCGCUCUCCUCUCCCUCCAGCUCCACCCUCCCUCCCUCCCUCCCUCCGUUCCUCCCUCCCCUCCUUCCUUCCCUCUUUCCUCCCUCCCCAGGGGCUGUCGUGCCAGGGGGUGGGACAUGCCAAUCAACAACGGUUCUUCUCCUGCUGCCAGCACAGGACGAAGCUCCCCGGGGGAGCCAAGUGUCCCGGUCCCCCGAGAGGACGCUGUCCCCCUGGGGAGGGAGCGGGACUGGAGACCCCGGCGCGCCCACGCUCCCUCGCACACCCCCAUGGUGCUGGUCUUGGCCUGAGGGAGCCCAGGAGCGGUCUCCCUGCCCCGGGGAAUUCCGAGCCCAGGGAAGGGGCCACCCCCUGAGCCAGGGGAGGAAGGCCCUCCGCGCCCCAGCCCGCUCAGCAUCUCCCAUGUGGCCCGGCAGGCUGCCGACAUGAAUGUGUCCGUGGCCCCCGCCGUGAGCCCCAACAUCACUGUCCUGGAGCCGGUGAAGGGCCCGUGGCAGGUGGCCUUCAUCAUCCUCACCACGGGCCUGCUCUCGCUGGCCACCGUGACCGGCAACCUGCUGGUGCUGAUCUCCUUCAAGGUCAACAGCGAGCUCAAGACGGUCAACAACUACUUCCUGCUCAGCCUGGCGUGCGCCGACCUCAUCAUCGGCGUGGUCUCCAUGAACCUCUACACCACCUACCUGGUCAUGGGGCACUGGGCCCUGGGCACGCUGGCCUGCGACCUCUGGCUGGCCCUGGACUACGUGGCCAGCAACGCCUCCGUCAUGAACCUGCUGCUCAUCAGCUUCGACCGCUACUUCUCCGUCACCAGGCCGCUCAGCUACCGAGCCAAGAGGACGCCCCGGCGCGCCGCGCUCAUGAUCGGCCUGGCCUGGCUGGUGUCCUUCGUGCUCUGGGCGCCGGCCAUCCUUUUCUGGCAGUACCUGGUGGGCAAGCGGACCGUGAAGGCGGGCCAGUGCUACAUCCAGUUCCUGUCGGAGCCCAUCAUCACCUUCGGCACGGCCAUGGCCGCCUUCUACCUCCCCGUCACCGUCAUGUGCGUGCUUUACUGGCGCAUCUACCGUGAGACUGAGAACCGGGCCCGGGAGCUGGCGGCUCUGCAGGGCUCCGAGACGCCGGGCAAGGGGCUGGGCGGAGGCAGCAGCAGCAGCUCGGAGCGCUCCCAGCCCGGCCCCGAAGGCUCCCCCGACGUGCCCGCCCGGCGCUGCUGCUGCUGCUGGGGACCGCGGCUCCUCCCCUCCUACAGCUGGAAGGAAGAGGAGGAGGAGGAGGAGGACGAAGGCUACCUGGAGUCUCUGACGUCCUCCGAGGGCGAGGAGGCCGGCUUCGAGGUGGUCAUCAAGAUGCCCAUGGUGGGCCCGGAAGCCCCGGCGCCGGCCAAGCCGCCCCCUCGCGCCUCCCCCCAGACGGUGAAGCGCCCCACCAAGAAGGCCCGCGAGCGGGCGGGCAAGGAGCCCAAGAAGAAGGGGAAGGAGCAGCUGAGCAAGCGCAAGACCUUCUCGCUGGUCAAGGAGAAGAAAGCGGCCAGGACCCUGAGCGCCAUCCUGCUGGCCUUCAUCCUCACCUGGACCCCGUACAACAUCAUGGUGCUGGUGUCUACCUUCUGCACUGACUGCGUGCCCGAGACCCUGUGGGAGCUGGGCUACUGGCUCUGCUACGUCAACAGCACCAUCAACCCCAUGUGCUACGCGCUCUGCAACAAGGCCUUCCGCGACACCUUCCGCCUGCUGCUGCUCUGCCGCUGGGACAAGAGGCGCUGGCGGAAGAUCCCCAAGCGGCCCGGCUCCGUGCACCGGACGCCCUCCCGGCAGUGCUGACGGCCGCCCCACCCCCACAGAGCGCCCGGCUUCCCGGUGUGAGAGCUGCCCCUGCCCCGCCCGUCCCCCAGCUACUCCGCAGCUGCUUAUGAAGCGCC
This is a messenger RNA of Antechinus flavipes (yellow-footed antechinus), 2089 nucleotides long. It is a transcript of the gene CHRM1, whose product is annotated as cholinergic receptor muscarinic 1. The record is from RefSeq and is a predicted model, not a curated record. The transcript has 2 exons. Gene Ontology annotation, molecular function: G protein-coupled acetylcholine receptor activity; G protein-coupled serotonin receptor activity. Gene Ontology annotation, cellular component: synapse; plasma membrane; dendrite. Bases 600 to 1991 code for a protein of 463 amino acids. Gene Ontology annotation, biological process: cognition; G protein-coupled receptor signaling pathway, coupled to cyclic nucleotide second messenger; adenylate cyclase-inhibiting G protein-coupled acetylcholine receptor signaling pathway. Lineage: Eukaryota; Metazoa; Chordata; Mammalia; Dasyuromorphia; Dasyuridae.